This is a messenger RNA of Nannospalax galili (Upper Galilee mountains blind mole rat), 2497 nucleotides long. RefSeq names its product solute carrier family 44 member 3 (gene Slc44a3). Gene Ontology annotation, biological process: transmembrane transport. Gene Ontology annotation, cellular component: membrane. NCBI's taxonomy places the organism in Eukaryota, Metazoa, Chordata, Mammalia, Rodentia, Spalacidae. The coding region runs from base 107 to 2065 and encodes 652 amino acids. The transcript has 15 exons. Gene Ontology annotation, molecular function: transmembrane transporter activity. The record is from RefSeq and is a predicted model, not a curated record.
UGGGCCGCCUGGCCGGGAUUGCCCUGGCCGCCGCCGCGCCUGGGUCCCGAGCGCACCGCGGCCGCCGGGCUGCCAGUCCCGGACCCAGCGAGGACCACCAGCGACCAUGCAGUGCCUGGGCGCCGAGUACCUGGUUUCUGCAGAGAGAUCACCCAGGCAAAGGGAGUGGCGACCCCAGAUUUAUAGGAAAUGCACAGACACCGUGUGGCUGGUCCUGUUCUUUCUCUUUUGGACUGGUUUGGUGUUCAUCAUGGGCUACUCGGUGGUGGCUGGAGCUGUAGGAAGACUCCUCUUCGGCUAUGACAGCUUUGGCAAUGUGUGUGGCAAGAGGAACUUCCCAGUGGAAGGGGCCCCUCUCUCAGGGCAGGACAUGACUCAAAAAAAACAUGUGUUCUUCAUGAAUUCCUGCAACCUGGAAGUCAAAGAUAGGUGGCUCAGUUCCACAGCCCUCUGCGUCUCCAGUUGUCCCGAGGAGCAGCUCAACACCCUGGAAGAGGUCCAGCUCUUCGCCAACACUAGUGGGUCUUUCCUGUGUGUGUAUAGUUUGAGUUCCUUCAACUAUACCCAGAGUCCAAAUGCAGACACCUUGUGUCCCAGGCUACCAGUUCCUCCGAGCAAAUCUUUUCCCUUAUUUAACCGGUGCAUCCCUCAGACACCCGAAUGCUAUUCCUUAUUUGCAUCAGUGUUGAUAAAUGACGCUGACAACCUCCAUCGAAUUCUAAGUGGAAUAAUGUCAGGAAGAGACACCAUCCUUGGUUUGUGUACCCUUGCCUUAGCCUUGUCUCUGGCCUUGAUGUUCACCUACCGAUUCAUCACCACUCUUCUGGUUCACAUUAUUAUUUCGUUGGUUAUUUUAGGAUUGCUGUUUGUCUGUGGAGUCUUAUGGUGGCUGUAUUAUGACUAUACCAACGACCUCAGCAUAGAAUUGGACACAGAGAGGCAGAAUAUGAAGUGUGUGCUGGCCUUUGCCAUUGUCACCACAGUCAUCACGGCUAUUCUACUCGUCUUGAUUUUUGUCCUCAGAAAGAGAAUGAAAUUGACAGUUGACCUUUUCCAAGUCACAAAUAAAGCCAUCAGCAGCUGUCCUUUCCUGCUGUUCCAGCCACUGUGGACAUUCGCCAUCCUCAUUUUCUUCUGGGUCCUCUGGGUGGCUGUGCUGCUGAGCCUGGGAACUGCUGGCACCGCCCAGGUUAUGGAAGGAGGUCAAGUGGACUAUAAGCCUCUUUCAGGCAUUCGAUAUAUGUGGUGGUACCAUUUAAUUGGCCUUGUCUGGACUAGUGAGUUCAUCCUUGCGUGCCAGCGGACCACGACAGCCGGAGCUGUGGUUACUUGCUAUUUCACUAGGAAUAAAAACGACCCUCCAGCCCGUCCAAUCCUCUCCUCUCUCUCCACACUCUUCUUCUACCAUCAAGGAACCAUGGUGAAAGGGUCGUUUUUAAUCACCUUAACAAGGAUCCCGAGAGUCAUUCUCCUACACCUUUAUAACACUUUGAAAGAGAAGCACAGUACGUGGUCGAGAGGUGCCUUCAGAUGCUGCUACUGUGGGUUCUGGUGUCUCGACAGAUACCUCCACCAUCUCAACCAGAAUGCAUAUGCUGCGACUGCCAUAAAUGGGACUGAUUUUUGCACAUCAGCAAAAGAUGCACUCAAAAUCAUGUCCAAGAAUUCAAGUCACUUCACAUCUCUUAACUGCUUUGGAAAUUUCAUCAUUUUCCUAGGAAAGGUGCUGGUGCUGUGCUUCACUGUGUUUGGGGGACUGAUGGCAUUUAACUACAACCGUGCACUCCAGGUGUGGGCUGUCCCUCUGUUGCUGGUUGCCUUUCUUGCCUACUUAGUGGCUCACAGUUUCUUAUCUGUGUUUGAAACUGUGCUGGAUACACUUUUCUUGUGUUUUGCUGUGGAUCUGGAAACAAAUGAUGGAUCGCCAGAGAAGCCCUAUUUUAUGGACCAAGAGUUUUUGAGUUUUGUAAAACGGAUCAACAGAUUUAACAAUGCAAGAUCCCCAGGAGGCAAGGAUUCAUUACAGAAUCAAGAGGGGGCAGAACUCCAGCCCAUUGUGAGAUAGGGGCCCAGAGAACUGGCACCUGGGGAACCUGAUGGUGGCUUGACCGUGCUACAGCUCGGGAACCAUAGGAGUUCACAACUUUCUUCACACGAACUAGAAUAAGGAAAACACGUUUAAAACUAUAGAACAAUUUUAAGAGCACAACAUAGCUGGGCACGGUGGUAAACACCUCUAGUUUGAGCAAUUGGGAGGCUGGAGCCAGAGGACGAGUAGUAUAAAACCAGCUUGGGCUACAUAGGGAGCCUGAGGCCAGUCUGAAUGUUACAUAGUGAGAACUUGUCUCAAAACCUCAAAAACAGGGCUGGCGCCAGGCACGGUUACACACACCUUUAACCCCAGCACUUGGGAGGCAGAGGCAGGCAGAGCUCUGUGAAAACAAGCCCAGCCUGGUCCACACAGCAAGUUGCAGGCCAGAUGAGGCCUACAGAGAGA